GAGCGGGACAGCUGAAGGGAAGCGGGAGACAACCAGCUUCAAACGAGCCAAAAUGUCACUGCUAUUAAUACACCUCAGCAACUGCUCUCCAGUCAACACACACCAUCUCACAAUGUGUGUAAAUGAGGUUUCUCUCACCUCAAAAGCUUGAGAUCUGCCCCAGUUCUCUUACUGAGCGGCAUUUCUGUUGAUGUUUUCAGCUGAGGGACAGAGGAAUGGCCAUACCGACCAUGACUGACUCCAGCAGGCUUACUGCGGUGUCCACACUGACUGACCUGAACGAUCGGACCUCAGCGUCAGACACAGAGUGUGUAGAGGAGCCUGAUCUCCAGCCAAGAGCAGAUGCAGAAGACACUGCAAUAUCAUCAUCAUCAUCAGCUGACAUCAUCGUGUCGAAGGGUGAAGAAUAUCAAACGUCUGGCUUUACAAGUAAAGAAGACAGCAACAUCCAGUCGUGCAUCAGCAGCAGGUCAGAUGCAGAAAGAGAGAAGAAAUCUACUGCUUGCCGCUUCAGAAAACGUCACAGGAAACAGCGAACAGAGAUUACAGACACGAGGAAAACAAAGAAGACGUGUAGAAAAGACAGAGCAGGAAUAAGAAGAAAUUCUCCAGUGGUUUCAGACCAGAAGACAAACGGCUCCUCAAGAUGCUCCAAAGAUCAAGCCGUGUUCUCAUCCCGACCUCAGCAGAUCUCCAUCUGUGGAAAUGUCCUCAAGAUGCUGGUGUUUCCUGUAUCUGCCUUCACAAGCUGGAGGUCACUACUCCAGGAGACUGUAAUACCCACAAUCCCUUUGUCAAAACUGAACGAGACCCUGAAUCUGUCUGCAACAGCUUUGAGGAAGUGUCUGAAGACUCAGAUUUGGAGUAAUACAUGUCUGCACACUCUACAGCGGCGACUGCAGGGUCCAGAUUGAACGCUUUAGACGACCUUGAAUUUGACUUGACUUGUAUUUUAGAGACUGGGAAAGGAGAGGGGAUGGAGCAGAAACCGAGCAGGGUUACAGUCCAGCCGAAGCUGAGUGGGGCUCUGAGUGAUCAUGGGACUCUCACUGUACCACAGACAGAAGAACCAGCGGCUGGGAUUCAGACGGCUGUCGUUCAGAGGCUCUCGGUGAUAAUAAAUGCCCAGACGGAUGGCCUGAAGUGUUUGUGCCAGGAUUUGAGGGCUGCUUUGACUGCUGGGAUGUAGUUUGCAGAGACACUGUGCGCGAUUCCAGCUCUAUUUGCUCCAGACGGGAUACAGGUGAACCGUGGGGUGUCGUGACUCAAAUGGACCGCCGACAUUUCUCUGAGCUUUUCUGUGAGAUGGUUAAAGAAGUGAUGCAAGAGAAAGACACAGAGGAAAUGAACGUAAACGAGGGGUUUCUGUUCCACCCUAAACAGGUGUGUGACUAAAGUCAUUAAUGCAGGUUGACAAUUGACAAGAUAUACAUAUAUAUGUAUAUAAAUUGGGCCAAAUAAUAAGGUAUUGCCUGAUAUUGUAUAUUUAAUUGUUCAUGCUCAUUUACCAUAUUUUUACAUUUA
Carassius gibelio (silver crucian carp) is the source of this 1524-nucleotide messenger RNA. RefSeq lists its product as uncharacterized. The transcript has 3 exons. Lineage: Eukaryota; Metazoa; Chordata; Actinopteri; Cypriniformes; Cyprinidae. The record is from RefSeq and is a predicted model, not a curated record. The coding region runs from base 216 to 914 and encodes 232 amino acids.